Carassius auratus (goldfish) is the source of this 1534-nucleotide messenger RNA. RefSeq lists its product as uncharacterized. The record is from RefSeq and is a predicted model, not a curated record. The transcript is spliced from 6 exons. NCBI's taxonomy places the organism in Eukaryota, Metazoa, Chordata, Actinopteri, Cypriniformes, Cyprinidae. Bases 474 to 1343 code for a protein of 289 amino acids.
AACGUAUUUAAUGUGCUGUGAUUGUUUGUUUAAUGAUUAAUCACUGCAGUGCGAUGCAAUCAACCUGUUCAUUCAUUCAUUAAAUUUAUUUAUUUAUUUAUGCAUUUAAUUGUUUGUUUGGUUGUUUGUUUGAUUGUUUAUCUAUUUAUUUAUUUGUAUGUAUUAAUAAAUCAAUCAGUGGCGCUGACGUCAUCGUAAGGCGCGAUCCCAAGGUCCAGUGCGAUUUUCCACUUGGUCCUUCAAAUUCUCCCCUCCUUUAUUUUAACCUCCCUCAACACAAACAUACACACACACACACACACAAACCAAAGGCACUUUUAAGAGCCACGUCCGUCUUGUUACCCUGCACUUGUCUGUCUGUAGCUCUCUCUCUCUCUCUCUCUCUCUCUCUCUCUCUGUUUAUAUUUCUAUUUGUUGUCUCUGUCCAUCUUUUUUGUAAGUCUUUCUGUCUGUUUUUGUUUCUGCCCAUCACCAUGAGUGAUUCAGAACUCCAAGAACAGUUAAUGGAGCUGGAUAAACUGGUUGAUGAUCAAGAACUCAAUGAUGAGCUCCAAAGUCUUGAUGACUUGAUUGGUGAGCUGCAGGAAGAGAAGGAAGUGGCACCAGUAAAGACACCUGAACCGAGGGUGCGUUGCAGAAAGAGAGACAUUGAUGGAAACAUUGUCUAUGCAAGGCCAAGAUCAAGCAGGAAUCAGUCAAAUAAGGCUGAUCCCAUUCGGAAAUCUGAUCCUCCCAUCAAUGCACCUGCCACUAACUGUGAGGUGACCUUUGCUCCAGAGGCUGUUGAGUCUUUUCUGCAAGAUCUCCAGCACUCACUGAGCAAUACCUCAGAUGAUGAGGCAUCAUCUCUUGAGACCUCAAGAGGUCCUCUCCUAGCUUCCUCAAACUGGAGCACAAGACAAAGUCUCUUUUCAGAGAGAUGGAGGACAGAGAGACCACGUCUGGUGAACACCGCUGCGGCACAUGAAAAUGUAGCAACACGCAUCUGCCAACAGUGUGGGAGCAAUCCAGCUGCUGUCCGCUGCAGUGACUGUCGACCACAGCCCUUUAUCUGUGCUCAGCGUGAUGUCAGUAUGCACACCAGACAUGUUCUCCAUAACAGAGAUGCCAUGACGGCUGGAUUCUACCAGCCAUUGCCUCCAACAACUUUUGUUGUAGAUAAGGCUCUUUCCCAUUGUGUACGGCUUGUACCUGUGGAGAUCCCUUACAAAAUCUGUGAUUGUUCACGAGAGUCACUAAGGGUCAGUCCAGGGAAGACUGUUGCUGUAAUCACAAUGAAUGGACGAUAUGAUCUAAGCAUGCCUGAGUUGAGUUGUCCCAGCAGGCACCGGACGUCAAUAUAACGUCAUGCUGACAUUGGAUCCCAACGUUGGUCAGACGUUGUAAUUUGGUUGAAAAUGAAAAUCGGGGUUGACGACAGAACCCAACGUCAUAUUGACGUCGAUCUCCAACGUUGGUCAGACGUUGAAUUUUGGAUGAAAAUGAAAAUCUGGUUGACGUCAGAACCCAACGUCAGGCUGACGUCGAUCUCCAA